Molecule: messenger RNA, 1033 nt
Organism: Cuscuta europaea
Lineage: Eukaryota; Viridiplantae; Streptophyta; Magnoliopsida; Solanales; Convolvulaceae
Source: the annotation of a GenBank genome assembly
AUUUUUUCAAGACACACAUAAUUAGCCCUAUGAAAAAACAGUUUAUUUUUUUGUCCUAUUUAUACAAAGUGAGUGACUUUUAAUCUUAUUUUGAUAAUUAACCCUAUAUAAAUACAUAUGCGCUCAAUAUAGUUUUGCAUCCCAUAUCUCUCAAGUAGUACGGAGUAUUAUUCCACAUUUCCACCUCUUCUAACUAGUUCGCCGGCAAGAAACCAAUCGCCAUGUCGGAGGAGAAGCACCACCGCCACCACUUUGGCCACCGCAAAGACGAUGAAGAGGAAAACAGACAGCCUUCCUAUCCAGACAGCACGACAGGCUUCGGCGGUGAUAUAAGCAAUAACGACACUUAUGGCGCUUAUGAGAAGCCCUACGACCAAGUAACUGCCACCGGCUAUGGAAGGGAUGAAUCUUGCAAUUAUGAGAAGCAAACCACCGCUGGGUAUGAGUAUGGUCAAGAGUCGUACGGCAUCGGUCAAGAAGCUGCUGACUAUGAGGACAACAAGCCUGCCGGGAGAAGCCAUGAGGAUCUCGAGAAGGAGAAAAAACAUCACAAGCAUCUCCAGCAGAUUGGUGAGCUUGGCACCGCCGCCGCCGGUGCCUAUGCCUUGUAUGAGAAGCACGAGGCAAAGAAAGAUCCUGAGCACGCACACCGACACAAGAUAGAAGAGGAGGUCGCUGCGGCGGCCGCAGUCGGCUCCGGUGGGUUUGCGUUCCAUGAGCAUCACGAGAAGAAGGAAGCUAAGGAAGAUGAAGAAGCGGCUGAGGGACACAAGAAGAAGUACCACUUCUUUUAAUUAUUUCAUUUAAUUACGACACGUAUUUGUACUUACGUAAUUUAUGUUAAUUUCGAUCGUGUCUGCCAGCUGCAUCUUGUGUAUUUUAUGUACCACGUCACUGCCUAUAUAUUUAUACAGUCCGUACGUACGUGUGUGAAUAAUGGCCCUCCCUUUAAUUUGGGCUUGUGUGUACUUUGAUGUAAAGAACGUUUAAACGUUGUUUUAUCCAAUAAAUAAAAUAAUUCUCUUCGUCCCAA